GAAGGCGGCCUAGGGCUGAGAGGGCAGGUGGGGUUAGAGGUUCGGAGGAGGGGAGUGCUACGGGAAGAGCUCGGGACCCUCGGCCCCUUCUCUUGUUCUUUUCUCCUUAGGGUUCGGUAGCAGCGGGGACAGCCCGGGGCCCCGUGUAUGGCCACGGAGUUACAGUGUCCAGACCCCCUUCCUUGUCAAAACCAGCAAGUAACCGCUGCCUCAACCCCAAACCCCGAGCCGCUGCGACCUGACGACCCAACCUCGGACCAUGCCGGCGGAAACAGUGCCGCCGUGGCCAAGCUGACUCUCCUCAAGGGGGACGUUCAGCCUAGUGUGCCCGCCGAGGGGGACCCUCAGGCCUGCGGCGGCGGCGCCACCCUCAACUCUGAGAGUAGCAGUGGCACCAGUGACGGUGGUAACUCGGACGCAGUCGUCAGCGACUCCCUCCUGGGGGACUGUGAACUCUCUUGGCAGAUCGGGCCGCAGCUUAAGCUGCUGCCUAUGAAUGAUCAGAUUCGGGAGCUGCAGACCAUCAUCCGCGACAAGACAGCCAGUAGAGGGGACUUCAUGUUUUCUGCGGAUCGUUUGAUCAGACUUGUUGUGGAAGAGGGACUGAAUCAGCUGCCAUAUAAAGAGUGCACAGUGACCACUCCAACAGGGUACAAGUAUGAAGGAGUGAAAUUUGAGAAGGGAAAUUGUGGGGUCAGCAUAAUGAGAAGCGGUGAAGCAAUGGAGCAAGGUUUACGAGACUGCUGUCGAUCCAUCCGAAUUGGAAAGAUCCUGAUUCAGAGUGAUGAGGAGACACAAAGAGCCAAAGUAUACUAUGCCAAGUUCCCCCCAGACAUUUACCGGAGAAAAGUCCUUCUGAUGUAUCCAAUUCUCAGCACGGGAAAUACUGUGAUUGAAGCAGUGAAGGUUCUUAUAGAACAUGGAGUUCAACCCAAUGUCAUCAUCCUGCUCAGUCUGUUCUCCACUCCUCAUGGUGCCAAAUCAAUCAUCCAAGAAUUUCCAGAGAUCACAAUUUUAACUACUGAAGUUCAUCCUGUUGCACCUACACAUUUUGGACAGAAAUAUUUUGGGACAGACUAAGUUAUUGGAGGAAAAUAGAUAUUAUUGUAUAUCAUUACACUUAUGUUUUUGAAUUUCUACUUGUAUAAAUUCACUGGAGAAAUGGCAGAGACGACAUAUUAAGGAUGCCUUUUAAUUUUGGAUUCAGGUAUAGUAAAAAGGAAAUAUUUGAGGUUUAUUUAUUUUGUUUGGUAAUUUCUUGACUACUGACACCAAAUUCAACAUUGAAGCCCUCAGAACUCUUAUAUAAGAUAGAAAUUUUCAAUAUGCUAAUACACAUUGCCGAACCCUCAGUGCAUUGUUAUUCUCCUAAUGAACCUCUUAGUUUAGGGGUUGCUUGUAACCACAAAACAAACCUAAACAAAAGUCACUGCUUUGGCCCAGUAUUGCAUUUUAUUUAGCUUGCUCUUAGCUCUAGUGAGGUUUCAUGUAUGUGACUGUUGCCACCUUCCUCUGUGCUUUACUUCCUGAUACUAUACAUGCUGAUAGCUUGGAGAAGAGAAAAAAAAUAAUGCCUCCUAGAUUUUUACAUUUCCAUUAAUAACUUCACUCAGUUGGCAGACCCAGGAUGUAUGGUUAACUCUUUGGUCAUGCCAUUAUUUUCCUCAUGGCUCAUUUCCCAAACUGUGUCUUGUAGGCAAUGCCUUGCCAAGCUGUAAGGCAGUGAAGAAGGUGGUGGGACAUUUUCAGUAACUGAACUGUAAUAUUGAUUUAUACCGACUGAACCAGGGGUGUCUGGAUACUGACAAAGGAGAGCUAAGUACUAGUGGUGCCUUCAAUUCUCCAGAAAAGAAUUGCUGGUGGUUUUUCUGAGGUAUUGGGGAAAGAGGGAAUUCUUGCUGGAUUUCAGGCCAAUAAAUAAAGUAAUUAAAAUUUUAAUUCAUUUUUAAUUUGGACGUUUCUACUAAAGGCCUUGGAUUUGGAAAUUAGUUAUAUUGCGUGUUUGUUGACUGUAGUUGUAUUAAAAUGUCAGACGAAAAACCACAUCCAUGCUCUUUAAAAAAAAAUCCCUAAGAUUUAUAUGUGUUCUUAUUUAGGCUUCUGGAAGGAAGAGAAACUAUUUUAGAAAUCUGUCUGUUCUGGCCGGUGCCACGUUUCAGAAGGCUAAUCCUCCGCCUGCAGCGCCGGCACACUGGGUUCUAGUCCUGGUCGGGGCGCCAGAUUCUAUCUCGGUUGCUCCUCUUCCAGUCCAGCUCUCUGCUGUGGCCCGGGAGUGCAGUGGAGGAUGGCCCAAGUGCUUGGGCCCUGCACUUGCAUGGGAGACCAGGAGAAGCACCUGGCUCCUUGCAGAGCCCCGGCCGCAGCAUGCUGGCUGCAGCGGCCAUUGGGGGGUGAACCAAGGGAAAAGGAAGACCUUUCUCUCUGUCUCUCUCUCUCACUGUCUAACUCUGCCUGUCCAAAAAAAAAAAAGAAAGAAAGAAAGAAAGAAAUCUGUGUGUUCUGAAAUCUGUGUGUAAAACCCUAAUCUCAUUUUGCAUUGAUAUUAAAACAUUUUAACAAUGGUAGCUGGCUGAUUACUUGAUGAAUUAUGCUCUCAGGGGCCCAUAGGCAGCUGUUGUGGGCCUCUGUUCAAAAGCACAGAAAAGAGCAGAAGGCAAUGUCUUAGAAAGAACUAAAGCUGACAAAAAUGAACAAAGAUUGGGAAAGAGAAAAGAGACCUGGUAUAAAGUGGGUUAUAUUUUACUUUGGAGCCUAGACUACUAGAAGAACCUUACUGUGCAUUUUCCCCUUUAUUUUUUAAGGACUGUCAUAGAUACAUAGCCCAAUUUACAGUCUUUCUGUGGCAAGUGUUCUUUCAAAUUGUUACUGAAAUUCUUAUCUAUAUCUGUCACUUAUAAUUUUGAUACAAUGUGGAUCUUGUUUACUCCUGGUUAGCAGAAGCUGUGACUGAAGCCCAUUGAAAGCCAAAAUCAUUAUCUUCCUGUCCCAGGAAAGAUGUGAGCCAGCAAAUUUAGAUAGAGAACAGAUCUCCUUGAGAUUAUGGCAUUAAAUUAGUUGGAAAGAUGAUGCCUACCACUAGGGGAGUUAAUGUUUCUGAAUUAGUGUGUUUGUUAGGGCUUCAAUAUUUUGUUUGAAGUGACUUUAUUAUAGAACAUCAGAUAAAUUCAUAUUCAAGAGUAGGUUAAAAAACCAUAUUUCAGGAAAAUUAUUUUUAUAUGAUCACUCCAUUGGAUUUUACAUGUUUCUGUUCCUUUUCAUCAGUGGACAUGAUUGGGAGCUGACUACAUUUGGUUUCCACCUGGAAGGCCUAGCAUAAACAGUAAGAAUUGUUCAAGGGGAUCAUAUUCCCCCUGAUGCUUAUCCUCUACCCCUGGCAGAUUUCAAGAAAAAUUGUAGCUAUGUCUUCUAAAAUUUGGCUGUUUUAAGCAAAUGAGGCAUUAUUUGUAGGGUGAACUACUUGCACAAUUCUUUGGACCUGGGACAUUUCUGAAAUCUAAAGUUUAUACAAGAUUAACAGACUAUUCAAAACAAGAUUCUUUUUUAAUGACAUUAAUUUCAGAGCAGUAUAAACUAUCAAUUCCUUAUUGAAGAUAAUAAAAACCCAGGCACAAUAAAAAUGACACUAAAUAGAAUAUAGCCGUGCUUCUUCAUACUUGAAUGUUGGGAUUGAUGUUGUGGUACAACAGGUUCAGCUGCCUCUUGCAGUGCCAGCAUCCUAUAUGAGCACCCAUUGGGAGUUCCAGCUGCUCCGCUUCUGAUCCAGCUCCCUGGUCAUGCACCUGGGAAAGCAGCCGAAGAUGGCCCAAGUAUUUAGGCCCCUUCCACCCAUGAGGGAGACCCAGGCUCCUCUUUUCAGCCUGGCUCAGCCCUGGCUGUUUGUAGCCAUUUAGAGAGUGAACCAGGAGAUGAAAGAAAAUUCUCCCUCCCUCUUUCACUCUGCCUUUCAAACCCACUAUGCUACAAUGUGAGUCCCAAUAAAACAAAUCUUUAAAUAAACCUGAGUGUGUACCAGACUCACCUGCAGGGUCACAGAUUACUGGGCCCUACUGCUAGAGUUUUGGAUUCCACAGAUCUGGGUUAGGGACCGAGGAUUUGCAUUUCUAGUAAGUUCCCAGGUGAUGCUGUUGUUGCUGGACUGGGGACCAUAUUUGACUUCACACAUUUCUUCUUUACUAAUAUAAACAUUUAAUGAUAUCAAUUUGCCUAUAAACAUUUAAUUAUAUCUCACAAUUAAAAAAUUAUUUUCAUUUUAUUUGAAAAGCAGAAAGAGAGGGGUGGGUAUCUUCCAUUAGCUGGUUCCCUCUCUGAGUGUCUGCAAUAGCCAUGGAUGGGCCAGGCUAAAGCCAGGAGCCCAGAACUCAGUCUGGGGCACCCACGUGGGUGGCAGGGACCCAAGAAUUUGAAUCAUUGUUUGCUGCCUCUCAGGGUACAAAUUAACAGGAACCUGGAAUUGGAAGUGGAACUCAGCUUCGAACACGGCAUUCCAAUAUGGGAUGAGGGUGUCCCAAGUGGCAUCUUAACUGUUGUGCCAAAUGCCCACCUCAGUACCUUUUUUUUUUACAAAAUUAUAUUUGUAAACAUAUAACAGGCUCCAAGAUAACAUUUCAUUCAUUCUAGGUGUUAUGAUAGAGAAUCUAGAUGUUUAAUUAGGAAUGGAAUCAGGUGUUGCCAUCAUUUGAAACACAGCGAACAGCUUACCAAUUUUGCCAGAUUCUUUAACUCUACGAGUGGCCAGGGGAGCAUCCCCUAGCUCCUUGAUUUUCUUCUGCUCCUCUUUUUGUUUUGGCUUGAAAGCUUGAGCUUGAUCUUCCUCAUCCAUCGGCUUGGUCUGCUUCUUGGGCUGUUUCGGGACUUCUUGCCACCUUAAUGACCAGACACGGUAUGUGCUGCAUAUCUCACAAAUUUCGGCAUAUUGUGUUUUCAUUUUCACUGAGAUCAAAAUACUUUCUUAUUUCCUCUUUUUGGACCCAGGGUUAUUUAGAAUUGUAUCAUUUAAACUCCAAAUAUUUAUAGGAUUUUCCAGAUUUCUUUCUGCUAUUGCUUCCUCAUUCUAUUGUGAUCAGAGAAUAUACUUUGUAUGAUUUGAAUCCUUUUAAAUUUAUUGAGGUUUGUUUUAUGGUCCAGAAUAUAGUCCCUCCUGGUAAAUCUUCUGUGGGUGCUUGAAAAGUGUAUGUAUCCUGCUGUUGUUGGGUGGAGUGUUCUAUAAAUGUCAAUUAGGUUAAGUGGAUUGAUAGUGUUGCUCAAGUCAUCUGUUUACUGAUUUCCUGUCUGCUUCUUCUAUCUGUUAUUGGGAGAGGGAUGUUGAAAUCUCAGACUAAAAUUUUGCAUUUGUUUGUUUCUCCUUUCAGAUCUAUCAGUGUUUGCUUCAUAUAUUUUGAAGCUCUGUUGGGUAUAUAAACUUUUAGGAUUGUUCUCUUGAUGAUUUGAUCCUUUGUCAUUAUGAAGCAUUUCCCCUUUAUCCCUGUCAAUAUUCUUUGUUCUGAAAUCUACUUUGGCUAAUGUUAACAUAAAUAUUUUAGCUUUCUUUUGAAUAAUAUUAACAUGGCAUAUCUUUUUCCAUUCUUUUAAUUUAAUGUGAUUGUUUUUAAAAAAUUUAUUUGAGAGGCAGAGAGACAGAGCUGUCAUUUGCUGGUUUAUUUCCCAGAUGCCCAAAGCCAGGUGCUAGGAACUCAGUCCAAGUCUCCCAUGUGAAUGGUAGGAACCCAAUUACUUAAACCAUCACUGCUGCCUCCUAGGAUCUGUGUUAGUGGGAAGUUUGAGUCAGGAGCUACAGCUGGCAAUUGAAACCUGAUACUCUGAUAUGGGAUAUGGGCAUCUUUUUUUAAUUUAUUUAUUUGACAGAUGGAGUUAGACAGUGAGAGAGAGAGAGAGACACCCCCAGAUGUCCCUCACGGCCAGAGCUACGCCCAUCCGAAGCCAGGAGCCAGGUGCUUCUUCCUGGUCUCCGAUGUGGGUGCAGGGCCCAAGCACUUGGGCCAUCCUCCACUGCCCUCCUGGGCCACAGCAGAGAGCUGGACUGGAAGAGGAGCAGCUGGGACUAGAACCCGGCAGGGAUAUGGGCAUCUUAACUGCUAGGCCAAAUGCCCACCCCAUGAUUGGUUUUAAAUCUCCCAUCUUGCUCUUUGCCUUCUAUUUUAAGUUUCAAAUUUUUAAUUUUAUUUUAAAAAGACAGUAAAGAUAAUUUACAUAACAUGUUCCAAGAGGUAACUAGUUUAUAAAGUAUCUUAAACAAAAAUGUGUAUAAUAUAUUCAGCAAAAGUAUAUAUAAUUCAGCAAUUAUAGACUGUUUUUUAUAGACCGUGUACUUGAAGUUUUUCAGUAGUUCCUGAAAAUUUGGUCAUGGGAGUUGAAUAUAAGGGAAAUAUGUUUAUAGGUUGCUUUUUAUUUAUACAGAAUGGAAAAAUAAAAUGGGUUUUUGACAGUCCUUAAUGAGCUUCAAGUGACGUUUUAAUUUUCAAACUCAAAUAUUCUUUCAUAAAAUUGCUAUUAUCAGAGGCAGGCGUUGUGGAAUGGUGAGUUAAGCCACUGCUUGGGACACCUGCCUCCUGUAUGAGUGCCAGUUCAAGCUCCAGCUGUUUUGUUCCUCAUCUAGCUCCCCACUAAUGUGUCAGGAAGACAGUAGAAGAUUGCCCAAUGCUUGGGCUCCUGGCACUCAUGUGGAGGACCAAGAUGGAGUUCCUGGCCCCUAGCUUUGGCCUGGCCCAAAUCCAACUGUGGCAUUUGGGGAUUGAACCAGUGGAUAGAAAUCUCUGCCUCUCCUCUCAGUAGCUCUGCCUUCAGAGUAAAAUUAAAUAAAUAUUGUUAUUACUGAAAGACUAUUUUAAGUACCUAACUGUAUAUUGUAUCUGAGAUUACUUACGAGAGGAGAUUUUAAAGAUAGUACAGCUAGUUAAGCUGCUGCUUGGGAUGCCUGCAUCCCAUAUCAGGGUGCUGGUUUGAGUCCUGGCUACUUUGCUUCCAAUCCAGCUUUCUGCUAAUGUACCUGGGAGGCAGCAGAAGAUGGCCCAAGUUCUUGGGUUCCUGCCUCCCACAGGAGAGAUGCAGAUGGAGUUCCUGGCUCCUGGCUUUAGCCUGGCCCAGCCCCAGCUAUUGUAGGCAUUUGGAGAGUGAACCAGCAGACAGAAGAUAAUUUCUCCUUCUCUGUCCUUCUGCUUUUCAAAUAAAUAAAUCUUUUUAAAUAAAUAAAGAUAUAAUACAUUAUAAAAGAUAUAAUCACCAUUCAGAAUAUUUAAAUGCUGGAGCAGCUGGGACUCGAACUGGCACCCAUAUGGGAUGCCAGCACUGUAGGCAGCGGCUUUACCCACUACACCGCAGCACCAGCCCCGCUAUUGAUUUUCUUCAUGUCUUUUAUCUCAAUUAUUGCCUUCUUUUAUAUUAAUUAGGUUAUUUUCUGGUAUACCUGUAUCAGGGAUUCCCAAGACCACCUCCAAAAUUUCUAGGAUUCCAAAGUCAUUAACUUUGUUGUUACAGUUUAUUUCAGCCAAAGGAUGCUAACCAAAAGCAGCAGAAGGAAUUGGCACGUGGGGCAAUGUCUGGAGGCAAACAGAUACAAGUGUGCAAGACUCCUUUUCUAGUAGAACUGCAUAGGAUGCAUUUGAUUCCUCUGUUGAUUAGCAACACAUGUAAACUGUGGUCUACCAGGGAGCUCACUGGAUUCUAAGAUUCCAGAGUUCAUUGCAGUUUGAUCACAAAGGGACAUGGUGCCUGCAUGGUUGAUUGCAGUUACCAAAACAGACCACCAGAAGAAAAGCAGGUGUUCUCCAUAAGUCACAUUGUCUAUGAAGACGAGACAAAUUAGUACCAGGUUGUUCAAAAUUCCAAGUCUACAAAACAACCUUACCAGGACAUUUUAAGAUUUCAAUUCCCAGUAGGUAGACAAGUGCCAUUCAUUGAAACAGACCCUCUGAGAAUAAGCAAGGUGUGAGUAGCUCAGAUCUGAUGAGUCAGCUCUUUCCUGCAUAGUCUAUCCUCUUGGCCCUUGACCUAGGCUGUCUUAAAGGAAAACUAUAUUUUUCUGAGUACCUGCAUUUAGUAUAGCAUGUAUAUAACAGCUGUAGUAAAAAUAUCUAUGUCCUACAUUUCAAGGAUUCAGUGCAAGAUGGGGAUAGACUAGAAGAGGCAAUUAGCCCAUCCUAUAAAACUAUUAUAUACAUCUCCAUUAUUUCAUAUUAAUUUGAUUGUUUCUUCCAUUGGUCUACUAUCAUGUAUACUUUAUGAUAAAUAGAACCAUUUAGCAUAUUAAUUAGCUGAUGUUUAACUAGAUAUAAUUCUUCCUCAAGCCAAUCAGUUUCCAUUGAUCUCACAUCCUGAGAAAGUUUAAUUAAAUUUCUCAAUGCAUAUAAUUAUCAAUAUCUGUAUUAUGACUUAUUCUUUAAAAUAUUUAUUUACUUGAAAGAAUUACAGAGAGGUGGAGAGAGAGAGUCUUCCAUCAGCUGGUUCACUCCCCAAUUGACCGCAAUGGCUGGAGCUGCACCGAUCCGAAACCAGGAACCAAGAGCUUCUUCUGGGUCUCCCACAUGGGUUUAGGGGCCCAAGGACUUGGGCCAUCUUCUGCUGCUCUCCCAGGCCACAGCAGAGAGCUGGAUUGGAAGUGGAAUAGCCAGGACUUGAACCGGUGAUCAUAUGGGAUGCUGGCACCACAGGCGACAGCUUUACCCACUAUGCGACAGCACCAGCCCCAUGACUUAUUUAUGAAAGGCAAUUGAAUUUUACUAGCAAUGCUAACAUUACACCAUAUUUGUACAAUAGUUAUUGUGCAACUCUGUUUCAUUCCACAAGUCAGUAAGAAUUAGCUAUUUAUUAUACUCUCCCAACAUAAUUGGCCCUUGACCACAUACCAAUGUUCUGAUACACAGAUGUCAUGAUUGACCAGGUUUUGGUUAUUUCCAGGUUCUGAGUCAGAUGGUGUCCUUGUAUUAGUCUGCUAGAGCUGUCACAAUGAAAUACAGACUGGCUGUAACAACAGAACUUUGUUUUCUCACAGUUCUGGAUGCUAGAAGUCCUAGAUCAAGGCGUUGGCAGAUUUGAUUUCUAAAGCGUCUCUGGCUUUUAGAAAUGGCUACUUUCUUGCUGUGUCCUUAUGUGGUCUUUCCUUUGUAUGUGUGCCCCUAGUGUAUUUUUGUGUGUCCAUGUUUUCUCUUCUAAGGACACUAGUCAGAUUAGAUUAGGGCCCAUCUAGUACCCUCACUUUAACUUCUUUUUUUUUUUUUUAAAGAUUUAUUUAUUUAUUUGAAAGUCAGAGUAACACAGAGAGGAGAGGCAGAGAGAGGUCUUCCAUCUGAUGAUUCACUCCCCAAUUGGCCACAACGGCCGGAGCUGCGCCAAUCCGAAGCCAGGAGCCAGGAGCUUCUUCUGGGUCUCCCACCUGGGUGCAGGGGCCCAAGGACUUGGGCCAUCUUCUACUGUUUUCUGAGGCCAUAGCAGAGAGCUGGAUGGGACUAGAACCGGUGCCCAUAUGGGAUGCCGGCGCUUCAGGCCAGGGUGUUAACCCGCUGUGCCACAGCGCUGGCUCCCUCACUUUAACUUCUAAAAGGCCCAAUCUCCAAAUACACUCACAUUCUAAGGCUCUGGGUGUUAGCACUUCAACAUGAAUUUGAGGAGGACACAAUCAGCCUAUAGCAUGUGGAAACAAAGCUAGCUGUCUCAAUUCACAUGACUUUUACUGACACUGACUCCCCUUGUGUGUCAUUCUUUAGUAGAUCUCACCUGUUUUUUAAGGUAAGUAUAAGGAUGUCGUCCAGACUGGUUCCUAUUCCUGCUAAUUGUAGUACAGGGUGCAACUUAUUUUGGUCCAUUCAUGGGGUGAGGCCUGACAGUGUACAUCAAUGUAAAUUAUUCUUGCCUCCAGAGAACUUAGAAGUUUGAAAGUCCAUAAGGUUUCCAAAAGUGUUGAUGAAGGGUCAUUGCCUAGGAUGUAGCAUCAUUGCUCAAUUGCAGUGUCAGGCUUUAUCUUUUUUAAAAGAGCUAUUUAUUUAUUUGAAAGGCAGAGUUAGAGAAAGAAAGGGGGAGUGAAAGAGGGAGGGAGGAAGAGAGAAAGAGAUCAAUCUUCCAUCCGCUGGUUCAUUCCCCCAAAAGGCUGCAAUGGCCAGGGCUGGGCCAGAUCAAAUCCAGGAGCUAGGAUCUUCCUCUGAGUCUCCCACGUGGGUGGCAGGGACCAAGCACUUGGGUUAUCUUCUGCUGUUUUCCAGGUGCAUUAUUAGGGAGCUGCAUUGGCUGGAAUCAAAGUGGCAUUCUAUGGGAUGCUGGCAUUGCAAGUGAUAGAUUAACCUGCUAUGCCACAACACUGGUCCCAGGCUCUAUCUGUUUUAAAAUAGUAUAGCGACUCUACUGGGCCAGAGUACAGGCCCUUUAUCAGCAACAAGUCCUUGCAUAGAAUCUGCCAGACCCAGAUUCCUAAAGCCUCACCAGCUUUGCAGGCUGAUUCCUAUCCUUUUGCUUUCUUCUGGAAGAGUAUCUUUUUUUUUACUGGGCUAUUCUACCUAAUAUCGUUUUCUUUUGAAUGCUGCUCAUUCAAAGAGAAUUCACUUUGUCCUUUGAAACUUCAACUGACAUUAAUCUUUCCCACAGCUCUCUUCUGUCUUGUGGACCAGCAUUUAAUCCACCAGUCAUGUUGUUGCCAUUGUGAACCAAUUGCUUGAGUACAGUUAAGAUACAUGGUUUGGGCUGGCGCCGUGGCUCACUUGGCUAAUCCUCUGCCUGUGGUGCUGGCACCCCGGGUUCUAGUCCUGGUUGGGGCACCGGAUUCUGUCCCGGUUGUUCCUCUUCCAGUCCAGCUCUCUGCUGUGGCCUGGGAAGGCAGUGGAGGAUGGCCCAAGUCCUUGGGCCCUGUACCCACAUGGGAGACCAGGAGAAGCACCUGGCUCGUGGUUUCAGAUCGGCGCAGUGCACCGGCCGUAGCGGCCAUUUGGGGGGUGAACCAACGGAAAAGGAAGACCUUUGUCUCUCUCUCUCUCUGUCUAACUCUGCCUGUCAAAAAGAAAAAAAAAGAUACAUGGUUUGUAUCCAAAAAUGAUGAGUCCCAAUACUAAGGUUAUAUUUGCAUGGAUAGUAGUCACAUUUAGGUAUAGUUUGCUUUGAGUGUGCCAUAAAGUCCUCCCCAUGCCUUCCUUGUCUCAAGGUGAAGUCAUUUCCCAUAGAAUUGGAGCCCAUCGUGUGGCAUCUACUGCCUUAUUUCCAUCAGAAACUCUUUGUUUCUAUUUUAUUUAUUAUCCUUAAAGCCACAGAAACAAGGAUGAUUUGUAUUUAUAUAUAACACCACUUUGCCAUAACAAGCAUGCAGCUGCUACAUUCUGUUCAUAAUAGUCAAGGACUUUUCUAAGUAUCUGGUGAUCAAAGUUUACAGAUUAUCUAGUGAACAGUCUGCCAGUUGCACACUACAUAGUUUAAUGAUUCACCAAGAGAUACUUCCUGGAAGCUUCUUCCCAAAUGAUAUCCUGUAUGGUAGAUGUAGCCUAAAAUUUAAGAAUCAAAAGAUAUUGGUGAUUAACUUGUGCUCCAUUUGAUUUUCAACAAUUAAUUCUGUUCAUCAUUGUAGUGCAUGACCAGAAUAUCUCCCAUCAUGAUACCACUCAGGCUUGCAGGUUUCUGUUUGCCCUUGUCAAAGUCCAAAAGUUGGGGUAUUCUAGGCAAACAUACCACUUCACCCUCUUGGGCAUCUGGUAUACUUGUGUUAAUAUAGAGUAUUAUUCUCUUCCUGUUAGCCUUUAUUUUAAAGAUUUAUUUGAAAAUCAGAAUUAAAGACAGAGGGGAGAUCUUCAUUCACUUGUUCACUGUCCAAAUGGCCCCAACAGCCAGGACUUGGCCAGGUUGAAGCCAGAAGCCAGGAACUCCAUCUGGGUCUCCCAAAAGGGUGACAGGGGCCCAAGCACUUGGGCCAUCUUGCAAUGUUUCCCAGGAACAUUAGCAGGAAGCUCGAUUGGAAGUAGAGCCACCAGGACUUGAACUGGCACUCAGAUAUGAGAUGCUGGCAUUUCAAAGAGUGGCUUAACUCACUGUACUGCAGAGCCGGUUCCUGUUGUGAGCCUUUCUUGAGAAACCAAUGUAAUGUUGGAUUUCCAUCAUUGAAUUCAUUCUUUUACUUUCAGCUACUACUUUUCUUUCUUUCUAUUUGUUAAUGAUUUUAACCUAGACAUUUUCACCCUUGAAAGGAAUGUCAGACUCAAUGACAGUGCUUUCCCUUCAGUCCAUUUCCACCUGUAUAGAGUUACACAAAUAUAGAACUAGUGGCCUAUCUUGGCCACUACUAAGCAAGACAGUUGCAUUCAUUGUUAAUCUCAGUGUUUCAAGAUGAGUGAAAGUGUAAUCCAUCCCCAAAAGUUCUUAGGAAUUCUGGCAUAAAGUUUGAAAUAUAAAAUUACAGUUGUCCUUUGUCAUCUAUGGGGGAUAAGUUCCAAUAUGCCCAGUGGAUGUCUGAAACUGCAGAUAGUACCGUACCGUAAAUUUAAUGCCUUUUUCAUCCUAACUAAGCACUUAUCAUGGACUAUGGCUGUGAUCUUUGUAGUUUGAGAUGCAACAGAUAAACCUGCAUGAAUUUCUUUUUCCUUCCUGACAAUAUCAUGGAUAGAAGAUUUGUUCUUACUAUGGAUCUUAGAAACCUCAGCAUACAGCUUUUUUUUUUAUUACCUAGUUAAGAACUUUUACUUUUUCAUUUUAAGGAAGCAUUUGGCAGCUUAUCUUUGGCAUAUCCAAAUUGCCAGCAUCACUAUUCUUGCCUUUUAGGGCCAUUAUUAAACAAAACAGUGGAUGCUUGAGCACAGGCAUAGCAGUCAAUCUAAUAACUGAGAUAGAUAGAUUUUCUAAGUGACUAAUAGGCAGGUAGCAUAGGCAGCAUGGACACAUUGGACAAUAAGAUGACUCAGGCAGGAUGGAGCAAGACAGUGUUGGAUUUCAUUACAUGCUUAUAGCAGCAGGGAAUUUAAAACUCAUUAAUUAUUUUUGGAAUUUUCCAUGUAAUAUUUUCAGAUGCUAGUUGAUCAUGGAUAACUGAAACCACAGAAAGCUAAACUGCAUAUAAUUGGAGAACUACUGUACAAUUUCUUGAUUAAAGAUUAUCAUGGCUCUGGCAAGUAGAAUUUUAGCCCUGGACCCAAAACCACUGUAUCAGGUAGGAGAAAAAGAAAGUUGAGGUGAUGUGGGGAAUAAUUGUAUGGUUGUAACAGUAUCAUACCCACCCUUACCAUCCUAAGUCCUCCCUCAUGUUAGUAUGAGCAUAUAUUCUUUAUAUAAGUAGGAUUUCAUACCUUUGUCUCCAACCAAAUAUUGAGGUAGUAUUCACAUAUAAUAAAAAUAAUUAAAGUUUUUGAUUCAGUGAUUUUUAAUAUAUUCACAAAGUUGAGCAACCACCACAAUCUAAUGCCAAAAUAUUUUCAGCAAACCAACAAGAAACCCUGUACUCAUUAGUAGUCACUUCCCAUUCCCCAUCCCCCAGUCCCUGGCAACUACCAAUAUACUUUCUUGCCCUAUGGAUUUGUCUAUUCUGAACAUUAGAUAUAAAUGGAAUAAUCUGUGAUCUGUUUCAAGUUCAUUUUUAUGCAUGGUGUAAAGAAGGAAUUUGCAUAUGUAUAUCUGGUAAUCUAAGCAUUAUUUGUUGAAAAGACCUGUCAUUGCCCCAUUGAAUUGUCUUGGCAUCCUUGUUAAGAAUCAACUGACCAUAAAUGUAAGGGUUUAUUUCUGGACUCACAAUUUUAUUCCAGAACCCUAUGUGUCUGUCCUUAUGCCAGUUUUGAUUACUGUAGCUCUGUAGUAGUGUUGACAUCAGAAAGUAUGAGUCCUCCUACUUUAUUAUUCUUUCUUGAGAUUUUUUUGGCUAUUUGGGGGGAGAGUCUUGCAAAUCAUUAUGAAUUUUAGGACCAGCUUUUCCAUGUCUAAAAAACUAAGCCAAAUUUUCAACAAUGUUUCGUACUUUUUAAGACACAAGUCUUGCACCUCCUUGCUUAUUCAUCAAAUAAAUAUUUUAUUAUUUUUGAUGCUAUUA
Molecule: messenger RNA, 13972 nt
Organism: Lepus europaeus (European hare)
Lineage: Eukaryota; Metazoa; Chordata; Mammalia; Lagomorpha; Leporidae
Gene: UPRT
Product: uracil phosphoribosyltransferase homolog
Exons: 7
Coding region: 148-1080 (310 amino acids)
Source: RefSeq, a predicted model, not a curated record